Rhipicephalus microplus (southern cattle tick) is the source of this 933-nucleotide messenger RNA. RefSeq lists its product as uncharacterized. The record is from RefSeq and is a predicted model, not a curated record. Gene Ontology annotation, molecular function: L-allo-threonine aldolase activity. NCBI's taxonomy places the organism in Eukaryota, Metazoa, Arthropoda, Arachnida, Ixodida, Ixodidae. Gene Ontology annotation, cellular component: cytosol. Gene Ontology annotation, biological process: glycine biosynthetic process; L-threonine catabolic process.
AUGAAUGAUGGGCAGCUCGAACACGUGGUGGCCGAGCUCCUGAAAAAGGAGGUGGCCUUGUUCGUGCCCACGGGAACCAUGGGAAACCUGGCAGCAGGAACACUUACGAAGGCUCGAAGCAGUUUUGAAGCGGUACGCAUGGUCAGUUUUACGCUAAAACCUGAAAAGUGCCACUGCGCCUUCUACGAACUUCAGUUCCUCGGUCACGUAGUAAGCGGCCAAGGGAUCCGACCCGACCCAGAUAAGAUUGCUGCCGUGGCGAAUUUCCAGACUCCAUCAGACGAAAAAGCACCUGCCCAUUUUGCCAGGAGUCACAACAUACCGCUUCACAUGGACGGUGCGAGGAUCAUGAAUGCAGCAGCGUACCUGGGCCUGCGGUCAAAGGAUCUCCUCAAGGGCUGCGACUCCGUCAUGAUGUGCAUUUCAAAGGGUCUUUCGGGCCCCACCGGUUCACUGGUGGCCGGAUCAAAAGACUUCAUUUACAAGGUAACGAGAGCUCGCAAGUGCCUCGGCGGGGGCAUGCGCCAGGCGGGAAUCGUGGCGGCAGCCGGACUCGUGGCGCUCAAGACCAUAGUGCCGAGAGUGCACGAGGACCACGCCAACGCGCAGAGACUCGCCAGAGGCGUCAGGUUCCAGGGUAACCCGUACAUCGGCCAGGACCUGACGAUGGUGCAGACCAACAUGGUCGUCUACGAGUUCCGGGACACGGCCAAAAUUAACUGUCUCCCUCGCGUUCUGCGAGCGUCUCAACAAGGCGAAGUCACUGUGGAAAAAGCCGUGUUCUUCACUGCAAACAGUGUCGGUGCUUUGCACUCCAAGACGUUCGUGUGUGGUAAACAGGUGGCUGCCGCGUCAGUGACAACAAUUCAAGAUGCUAUAAUCACUCUGCAGGAAGCCCAUGACAUCCAUAUAUGCAAAGACGCAGCAGUGUGA